GAAGCUCUUUCUUGCCCUUCAGAACCAUAUCUUGGCCUUGGAUGUCAGAAGUGAACCUCUAAGCAGAGCCCAGACUCAGUGAGCGAGCAGGUGUUUUGGACAAUGGACUGGUGGAGCCCAUCCUUAUUAUAAAAAAAAUGUCUCAGAACAACUGGGAGCUGGUUGUUGACUUUCUUUCCUACAAGCUUUCCCAGAAAGGAUACAGUUGGAGUCAGUUCAGUGAUGCGGAGGAGAACAGGACUGGGGCCCCAGAAGGGACAGAGUCAGACACGGAGACCCCCAGUGCCAUCAAUGGCAACUCAUCCUGGCACCUGACAGACAGCCCUGCGGUGAACGGAGCCACCGGCCACAGCAGCAGUUUGGAUGCCCGGGAGGUGAUCCCCAUGGCAGCGGUGAAGCAAGCGCUGAGGGAGGCCGGUGAUGAGUUUGAACUGCGGUACCGGCGGGCAUUCAGUGACCUGACAUCCCAGCUCCACAUCACCCCAGGGACAGCGUAUCAGAGCUUUGAGCAGGUAGUGAACGAACUCUUCCGGGAUGGGGUGAACUGGGGUCGCAUUGUGGCCUUUUUCUCCUUCGGUGGGGCACUGUGCGUGGAAAGCGUAGACAAGGAGAUGCAGGUAUUGGUGAGUCGGAUCGCGACUUGGAUGGCUACUUACCUGAAUGACCACCUAGAGCCUUGGAUCCAGGAGAACGGCGGCUGGGACACUUUUGUGGAACUCUAUGGGAACAAUGCAGCAGCAGAGAGCAGGAAAGGCCAGGAGCGCUUCAACCGCUGGUUCCUGACAGGCAUGACUGUGGCUGGCGUGGUUCUGUUGGGCUCACUCUUCAGUCGGAAAUGACCAGACACUGACCAAUACUCACCACCCCGCCCCUUGCCCACACCACAUCCCUCGCUUCGAUCACCGUGCCACCAGGAGAACC
Elephantulus edwardii (Cape elephant shrew) is the source of this 921-nucleotide messenger RNA. It is a transcript of the gene BCL2L1, whose product is annotated as BCL2-like 1. The record is from RefSeq and is a predicted model, not a curated record. Gene Ontology annotation, molecular function: protein heterodimerization activity; protein homodimerization activity. Gene Ontology annotation, biological process: negative regulation of intrinsic apoptotic signaling pathway; intrinsic apoptotic signaling pathway in response to DNA damage; extrinsic apoptotic signaling pathway in absence of ligand. Gene Ontology annotation, cellular component: mitochondrial outer membrane. Lineage: Eukaryota; Metazoa; Chordata; Mammalia; Macroscelidea; Macroscelididae.